UCUGAUUCCAUCAGUUUUUGGCAUAUUAUUUUGUGGAAGUUUAAUAUUGUUCACGCUUUACCAGUUUCGGGAUAAUCUGUUAAGGAAAACGUCAUCGACGGUUAUAAAAGACGAUUAAUUAUAACUUUACUAUCGUAAUCAUCAUCUAUCUAUAGACUUAUUAUUUUAAUCAAGGAAGUCAAGUCAGGCAGGCUGAAAAUGGAACAGUGGAUGAUAGUUGGAAUUUCUGGUGUAACAUGCGGAGGAAAGACAACUUUGGCUAAUAAUUUAUACAAUCACUUUAAAGACAAGUGUGGACAUGAAAUUAAGACUGGCGUAGAUUUAAAUCGUGUUGAAUUAAUUAAGCAAGAUGACUACUUUCGUCUAGAAGAUGAUCCAAAUCAUACAAAAAUUGAGCAACUUAGUCACAUAAAUUGGGAAAUAAUCGAAAGUAUUGACACUGACCGAAUGAUCACAGACAUAAUGAAAAUUCUUGGAAAGAAAUUCACAAUAUACAAUACAAGAUCGACACUUACACAUAUGGACAGUGAAAAUCUAUUUGCAAAUCAUUACGCAGCAAAUUAUAGCUCAUUAAACUAUAAUAAUGAUCUAAUGAAAUCCGAUGACGACAAUACAAAGUUUAAACACAUCAAACAUAAUAAUGUGUUAAACAUUCUAAUUGUUGAAGGUUUCCUCAUAUUGAAUCAUCCAGUUACGCUUGAUUUGUGCAAUGUUAAGUUCCAUUUACAUGUUCCUUACGAAAUUUGCUAUGAACGCCGUAAAAGUAGAGUGUAUGAACCGCCAGAUGUUUUGGGCUAUUUCGAGAUGAUUGUAUGGCCAGAAUACGAGAAACACCUGAAAAGCUUUAAAGAUCGAGAAGAUGUAGUGUUUCUAAAUGGCGAAGCAACACCCGAAAAAUGUUUUCAGUAUGUCUUAAAAUCUCUCUUGGAAGAACUGUAAUUGGAUGGGGGCUAUAAUUAAUUAUGCAAAGAAGAAAAAAAAUCAUAUUAAUUAAGGAUCAGAGUUGUUGUUGUAGAUUUUUUCAUAUUUGCAUGUCAGAUUGGCUUAAAAUUGGGUGACGGAGCAUAUUUUUUGGUGUCAGUAAUACCUGAAUGUCGAAUAGAUCUAGAUUAAAAAUUUGCGAAUAUAAAUGGAGCAAGUUGAGUGGGUUGAAAUGGACUUAAAUUUAUAUUUUCUGAUGAAUGUAAACAGAUUAAUCUAAAUUAACAACAUUCAAUUUGAAACACAGUAAUUUAGCACUAAUCUUCUACAGAUCGGAAAUAACACUGAUUAAUGAUAAUCGUUAGAUUCAAGGAUGAAUUUUAAAUUUGCAAACUCUACGGGGAAUCAAAUGAAAUCGCAC
Molecule: messenger RNA, 1342 nt
Organism: Chironomus riparius
Lineage: Eukaryota; Metazoa; Arthropoda; Insecta; Diptera; Chironomidae
Source: the annotation of a GenBank genome assembly